AUGUGGCUAUCGGAAUCCCAGAAAUUUGGUGUUGCAUUUACAUUCGGUGGUGUUUUAUUUUUCAUCUUAGGUAUCUUUACUUUCUUCGAUAGAGCUCUAUUGGCCCUGGGGAAUAUUUUAUUCCUUUUGGGUGUUCUAUUGAUCAUUGGACCCAACAAAACAUUAUAUUUCUUUUCUAAGCCUAAAAAGAGACGUGGUUCUAUUUGUUUUGCGUUUGGAAUCAUUUUGAUUCUGAUGAAAUAUUCCUUCACAGGGUUCAUGAUUGAAAGUGUUGGUAUCGUCAAUUUGUUUGGUGAUUUCUUUGGUCCAAUUGUCAGUUUCCUAAGAUCCUUACCUUUGAUUGGUCCUAUUUUAAGAAACCCGGUGAUAGCACCAGUAGUUGAUAAAUUGGCAGGGAUCACAGUCUUGCCAGUGUGA
Messenger RNA from Henningerozyma blattae CBS 6284, 417 nucleotides. It is a transcript of the gene GOT1, whose product is annotated as Got1p. Gene Ontology annotation, cellular component: endoplasmic reticulum; Golgi cis cisterna; Golgi membrane. The transcript has 2 exons. The coding region runs from base 1 to 417 and encodes 138 amino acids. The record is from RefSeq and is a predicted model, not a curated record. Gene Ontology annotation, biological process: retrograde transport, endosome to Golgi; endoplasmic reticulum to Golgi vesicle-mediated transport. Lineage: Eukaryota; Fungi; Ascomycota; Saccharomycetes; Saccharomycetales; Saccharomycetaceae.